AUAAACCGCAUUGCUUGUUUUGUUCUAUACUUCUUCUCUUCCAUUCAAACCACCACUCUCUCUCUCUCUCUCUCUCUCUCUCUCUAAAAUGGGACAGUCACCGUCCACCCCCGCACCGUCGCCGGACCACCACCGCCGUGACAUUUUCACCACCAUCGACGCCGAUUUCCCCAACGACUCCCUCAUCCGUGACUACACAGCCGAAAUCCCCGACGAAUGCUUGGCUGCGAUCUUCCACCUGCUAACCACCACCGACCGGAAAAUCUGCUCCGCCGUUUGCCGCCGCUGGUUGCGUGUCGACGGUGAGAAUCGGCGGAGACUUUCCCUCAACGCCGAGGCGAGCUUGCUGGACGCGAUUCCCUCCUUGUUCAGCCGGUUUGAUUCGGUCACGAAGCUGUCCCUGCGAUGCACACGCAGGGCCACGAGCAUAGGUGACGAUGGUUUGAUCCUGAUCUCGCUCCGCUGCAAGGGGCUUGAGCGGCUUAAGCUUCGUGGCUGCAGGGAGAUCACGGAGAUCGGGAUGGUGGGUUUCGCUAGGAAUUGUGGGAAAACCCUAAAGAAGCUUUCGGUUGGUUCUUGCAUGUUCGGUGCGAAGGGUGUUUACGCUGUUAUCGAACACUGCACGGUGCUUGAAGAGCUUUCCGUGAAGAGGCUCCGAGGGGUUGACGGUGAUGGCGGUGAAUCGGUUCCUGGGGUUUCAAUUGAAGGGGUUUCGUCUUCGUUGAAAUCGUUGUGUCUUAAGGAGCUUGUUAAUGGGCAUAGCUUUGCGCCUCUGAUAAUUGGUUCCAAGAAGCUUCAAACAUUGAAGCUGAUUCGGUGUUUGGGGGAUUGGGAUGCGACGCUUUCAACGGUUGGAAGGGUGAAUUCUGGGUUGGUUGAGAUUCAUCUGGAGAAGGUUCAGGUCAGUGAUGUGGGUCUUGCUGGGGUGUCAAAGUGUUUUAAUUUGGAGACCUUGCACCUUGUGAAAACCCCUGAGUGUUCGGAUUCAGGGCUCUCUGGGGUUGCUGAGAGGUGCAAGAUGUUGAGGAAGCUUCACAUUGAUGGGUGGAGGAUUAACAGGAUUGGUGAUGAUGGGUUGAUUUCUGUGGCGAAAAAUUGCCCUAAUUUGCAAGAGCUUGUGUUGAUUGCUAUGUAUCCUACCUCUUUGAGCUUGGCUGAAAUUGCUUCCAAUUGUCAGGGUUUGGAAAGGUUUGCUCUUUGUGGAAUUGGGACUGUUGGUGAUGCUGAUAUUGAGUGCUUUGCUGCGAAAUGCGGGGCACUCAAGAAGAUGUGCAUUAAGGGAUGCCCUGUGUCUAAUGCCGGGAUUGCCGCUUUCGCUUCCGGUUGCCCCAAUUUGGUUAAACUCAAGGUGAGGAAAUGCAGAAAAGUUACUGGUGAAAUUGUGGAGUGGCUGCGCGAAAAGAGGAGUUCUUUGGCAUUUAAUUUUGAUUACAGUGAAGUAGAACCUUUGGAUGGCAAUGGUAGUGAUGGUGGAGCUCGGGAAACUACCAUGGCUUUUCCUCCAAUGGAUACCCAAGUAAACCUUGCUGAUGAUGCUCCUUCAAGCAGUAACAACAACAACAACAACCGAGUGUCUAUGUUCAGGACCAAGUUUGGAUUUUUUGUUGGUAGGAAUUUUGUGCCCUGUGCCUUCAGAAGGUGGGCAAACAUUGAUAGUAUCCCUAGUAGCAGCUUUUCAUGAUCAUUAGUAAGAAUGGUAAUACAUUAUUGCCAUUUUUCACUGUAUCCCAUGAGCUCUGCUCUUGUGUGUUCAGUGGCAUGUUUCCUUGAAGAUUUGCUCACUGAAUUUUGUUUUCCUAUGGGGAUAAUAGCUGUUGUUGUUAAUGUUAACUACAUGUAGGCAAUUACCUUCAUUGACUUGUCCUGUUUGAUUUGUUGUUUUGAUGGUUAAUAUCAUUUCUUAGUUUUCUGUUUGAGCAA
This is a messenger RNA of Lotus japonicus, 1920 nucleotides long. Its product is annotated as F-box protein SKIP2-like. Gene Ontology annotation, molecular function: protein binding. The transcript has a single exon. Bases 89 to 1681 code for a protein of 530 amino acids. Gene Ontology annotation, cellular component: SCF ubiquitin ligase complex. NCBI's taxonomy places the organism in Eukaryota, Viridiplantae, Streptophyta, Magnoliopsida, Fabales, Fabaceae. The record is from RefSeq and is a predicted model, not a curated record. Gene Ontology annotation, biological process: SCF-dependent proteasomal ubiquitin-dependent protein catabolic process.